Messenger RNA from Tripterygium wilfordii, 1783 nucleotides. Its product is annotated as protein ASPARTIC PROTEASE IN GUARD CELL 2-like. The transcript has a single exon. Lineage: Eukaryota; Viridiplantae; Streptophyta; Magnoliopsida; Celastrales; Celastraceae. The record is from RefSeq and is a predicted model, not a curated record. Gene Ontology annotation, molecular function: aspartic-type endopeptidase activity. Gene Ontology annotation, biological process: proteolysis. The coding region runs from base 194 to 1630 and encodes 478 amino acids.
GCGCACACAACACAGAACACUUCCCUUUCAAACUCCAAAUCAAUCCAAAAACAAGAGAAUUCAGAACCCACACAUCACUCUCCAUCAUUUCACUUUUCCCUCUCCACAAUAAGACUCCACUGCUCCCAAAUAAAUCCCUCCUCAACUCCACCCCCAAACAACAACUCAAAAACCCCCCAAUAAACCAUAAACCAUGGUUUUUGUACUCUUUCAAGCACUAGUACUCUUGGUGGUGGUUAUGCCACUACUUGUCACCACCACCAGCACAACUACGACAUCAUACCCCAAUUACCAAAACUUCAACAUCAAAGAUUCAGUCUCAGAAACUAAAACCAAGCCCACCCAAAUUUCCCAAUUCAAUGAAAUACCCAAGAAAAGCAGUCCUGAAAGUGAAGUGAAAAAAUGGAAGCUUGAACUUGUUCACAGGGACAAAAUCUCAAUCUCCAAGAAAACCGACAACCAUACCCAUCGUUUUAUUUCCCGAAUGCGAAGAGACGCGAAAAGGGUGUCCAGUCUUAUUCGCCGCCUCUCAAAUGGCGGCGUCGUUCACCGGGUGGAGGAUUUCGGGUCGGAGGUGGUUUCGGGUAUGGAGCAAGGAAGUGGAGAGUAUUUUGUGAGAAUUGGAGUGGGUAGUCCACCAAGGAGUCAAUACAUGGUGAUUGAUUCCGGUAGUGACAUUGUGUGGGUUCAGUGUCUGCCGUGUAGUCAAUGCUAUCGCCAAACGGAUCCUGUAUUUGACCCGUCUGAAUCUACUUCUUUCGCCGGAGUUUCUUGUAGCUCCGCCGUUUGUGAUCGGGUCGAUAACGCGGGUUGCCAUGCGGAUCGGUGUCGGUACGAGGUAUCAUACGGUGAUGGGUCCUAUACAAAGGGAACUCUCGCGCUCGAAACGCUGACUUUUGAUCGGACCGUGGUUCACAAUGUGGCGAUCGGGUGCGGCCAUAUGAACCAAGGCAUGUUUGUUGGGGCUGCCGGGUUAUUGGGUCUCGGAGGUGGAUCCAUGUCACUUGUGGGUCAAUUAGCGGGUCAAACCGGUGAUGCUUUUGGUUACUGUUUAGUGACUCGGGGUUCGGGUUCAUCCGGAUCAUUAGAAUUGGGUCGUAAAGCCAUGCCUGUUGGGGCUACAUGGAUACCUCUUAUCCGGAACCCACAGGCUCCAAGUCUCUACUACGUGGGGCUUUCGGGUCUUGGAGUUGGAGGCACCCGAUUACCCGUAUCCGAAGAUGUUUUUCGGCUAACCGAAUUAGGAUAUGGAGGUGUUGUUAUGGACACUGGAACGGCCGUUACAAGACUACCCACAGUUGCCUAUGUGGCAUUCCGUGAUGCUUUUAUCAACGAAACCGGAGACCUCCCUCGAGUUUCCGGAUUAUCCAUAUUUGAUACUUGUUAUGACCUAUCCGGGUUUGUAUCGAUCCAGGUGCCAACCGUGUCAUUUUACUUCUCGAGCGGGCCAAUCCUGACCCUUCCAGCAAGGAACUUCUUAAUCCCGACUGAUGAUUCGGGCACAUUUUGUUUUGCAUUCGCUCCAUCCCCAUCCGGACUAUCCAUCAUAGGGAAUAUCCAACAAGAGGGGAUCCAAAUCUCAUUUGAUGGAGCCAAUGGGUUUGUGGGAUUUGGUCCCAACGUGUGCUAGCUAAACUAGUGGAGUUGCUAUAUCUUGAUAGCGUUUUGUUAAUAUGAUACAUAUGAGGUCAUGUAUCUAUUUUAUUAAUUGCUAUUUAGUGUAUAAAGGGAACAAUAUUCCAUGAGCAAGACCAUAGUACUAUAAUAACUUUAAUCUUGUUGA